AUGAUAGCGCAAGAGUGGCGUGAGUGGGUUAUGGACAAGUUUCAGCAUAUUGAAUUUCCAGAUCUUCGGCACAAGGAAUGCAUCGCUCAGCGGAUUGCGUGGAUAAGUGAUGCCAGGGAGGUUGGCAGGAUGGAGAUAGUCCAGCUGCGCUAUUCAACUGGCUGGGAUGAAUCUGCCGAGCUGUCUUUAUUGCAAGUUCUCCGUCAGAUUGGGCGAGAACUUCGCAGCAUCCAUGACAAGUGGCGAUACUUCCAGCUGCAGCAGGGAUUUGCCAGACAAGCAGGGAUUAUUUGUGGAUUCUUGGUCCAGCUAAUACGCUGUGGUGUUCGCUUCUUGCACAAGCUCCUCAACCAGGACGAGCUCCGGUUGAAGGAUGCUGCUGAAGGCAUUGGCAAAGAUCCAGGCUAUUGCUGCUGCUUCGGGAUCCACAAAUGGUAUGCCAACUCACUGUACACGCAGAUUGCAGCGUGGGCCGACGAUGUGAGCCUGUGGGAUCCGACAUUUCCGGUUGGAUAUCUUGCUCGUUUCUUCAACGACGACAAAGUGAGCGAAAUCGAGGCGAACGUCUCGCACCUUAUCAGGAAGCCUGCCGUGAGCCCUUUUGCUCCGUGGAAUGAAGAUGUCAUGAGCCCAGACGAGAAGAAGCUGGCCGACGAUGUGUUGUGGGGACUGAAGUCAGAAGCGUUUGGACUGGAGGAUCGUAACCUCAGAGUGAUGGUUCAAAGGAGCGCAACGCUCUUUACAGAGCUGAAGUGUCUGACAGAAUGUGCCAUGGUACUCCAGACGUUGAUGACAUUCUCUGGGCUUGGCGGCACAUUGUUCUUGACCAACAAACUGAGCUCUCAGCAUGUCGUCGAAGUGAUGGAGUUCGUCUGUGCCCGGCCGAGAUUGGGCCGAAAUGACGUCAUCGCCAUUGGCGACAUUGCAGAGGCCGGCUGGUCAUACCUUCGCCGCACCGGCGUGGAGUCGAUGUGGUCCAACUCGAGCCCGGUUGACAAUGCACGGCUGGGUCUUCGCGUAAGAAGCGACAUGCAUGCGAUCGUCAAGGAAGUCAGGUACUAUUGCCAGGGCGUGCAGGCCGAAACAAUUUCAGCUGCCGAAAUGCAGCAAAAUGAAAUCGAGGAAGAGAUCACACAAGAAGUCAACUUGUACGAACGACUCUGGAAAAUCGUCCAUUCACGCUUCGACAAGACUGGCGAAGGCGCAACGGCUGCAGCUGUUCAGACGGCUGGCUUGCGGCUCUGUGCAAUUCAGGGGCGGGGUGCCGUCAUCAGCAUGAAUUUUGUGUGGUGUGAUGAUCGGCUGGACUGCUGCAAGCAGGCUUGGUUGCAUUUCGGCAACGGCUGGGGAAUCAUCGAUGCAUCUGGUCGUUCCUUAUACGAUACAGAUCUCCACGCGCUGGCAGGUGGCAAUAAGAUGACAGAUGCAGGGUUCCAAGAGGUGCUGGCGCUGCUGCAGCAGUUCCGAUCGCAUGUGGGCAGGGAGGGCCGUACGAGAUGGCAGAGUUCUGAGUCUUGCGAGCUCGAGGAAGCAGAUGGAACCCUGCAGCUGGAGUCUCUCAACGUGGCAUCCAACACAAUGCUCCACUUCCGAGAGGCUGGCCUUGUUCAGUCGCUGCCUACAUCUAUUGCAUCUCUGACUGCUUUGACUGCCUUGGACAUCUCCUUCGUGCCGUUUAACGGCAGAAUUGCAGUGAGCCUCGCACGCUCGCUGGCAAAGUCCUGUGCAGUGCUCCGGAACCUGAGCCUUGCGGGCUGCGGCUUGGGCUUGUGCGGGCAGGCCGAUUGUGUCGCGCUUGCAUCUCUUCUUGGUGACUGCUCGCAGCCCGAAGAGGCCGGCUUCCAGGGCCUCGAACGUGCCGACUUCUCCGGGAACUUCUUCGGUGGUGCGGGCUUUGCUGCUGCAGCGAUGGCUGUGGGGCGCUCCAGGAUCCGGAGCCUCGCGUUCGCCGGGAACAGCAACCCACCCUCCAGUGACAUGAGCCCUGCGGAAUGGUCCGCCCUCCUCCUCCUCAGGCAGCGAUCUCCAGAGAGAGAGGUGGACAAAGUGCGAGCCCUCGAGAGGGAACCGGCCCCGGCCAUUCAGAUCGCCUUGGCCGCCGGGCACAACCCACUGCAGCUGUUCUUGGAGGGGCUCCAGGCAAACAGCACGUUGGAGGAGCUGGACGUCUCGAGCUGCAGCAUGGGUGCCGAUUCUGCCUGGGUACUGCAGGAGGCCUUGCGCCGUCAUCAGAAGUUGAAGCAGUUACGUCUUUGUGACAAUCCAUUGGGCGAGCAAGGACUGAGAUAUGUGCUGCGUCUCAUUACGGAGAUGGACCAGCACUUGCAAGGUGCGGACAUCAGUGGCCAUCGAGAGUCGGACAUCAGAUGCCCAGCUGUCAAGUAUCGGCACGCCCAACCAUCCGGAAAUUACAGGCUCAAUCUCGGCCUGCCGACAGACCGUGCGAUUCUGCGGAUGCUGCUGUGCCACGCCACUCGCCUGCCCUCAGUGGAGAAGGACGCGAAGGGGCGUUGGCUGGUCCCCACUGCGGGCUCGUGGAACGUCACGUAUGCACCGCCCCUUUCUGAAGCCAGCUACAUGCAGUUGAAGGAGGCAGCAGCGGAAGACGUGCAUAAGCCCGAGAUCGAACAGGCGCCUCCUCCGCCAGCGAGCCCUCGGGGCAGAUCUCAGGUCGGUCGAGCAAAACUUGAUGCUUCAGGCUCUCAGGCGCUGUCAAUCCCCCAGGUGCCGCCGAUGUCUCAUGGUACUGGGCACCACGGCUCUGUCGCCAACGUCAUGGAAGGGCCCCAAGCCCAAGUGGAGAAGGAGAAGCAGCGAGUGGUCCUUGCUCCAGGGCUCCCAGGCACACCGGAGGGAGAUUGGAUGGAAGUGCACGACCUGAUCCAGGACUGCCGUGCUAAGGUCAGGGCCCCUGCCUUCAACCUCUUCAAGCAAGCCCUUACGGUGAUGGUGACGGAUGAGGAACGCCUCCGCUUCGCAAGGGCCUUGGGGAAGGAGCUUUGGUUUACCGAGGCACAGGUCAAAGUCUUGACAGAGACCAGCGCUGAAAUGGCAGUACAACUCGUGUGCUUCUUGUUUCCAGCGCUGCGAAGCCGGAGGUUCCAGUUGGCACUCGUGCAGCAGAUCACAGAGCCCUCGAAGAUGACAAAGGUAUGCGACUCGGUCCGUCAUCUGCUUUGGUUCCAGGACACCAACCCCACUGGCAGUUACAAUCUGGACUUGUCUACUCCAGUUGACUACGCCCUGGCAGAAUGCUGCCUUCUCGUGAAUGCCUGGGAGUCCGAGUCUGCCAGAUGCGCUGGUCGUCCGGACCUUUCACAAUCAGGAAACUUUGAGAUGAUACGCAAUGAGGCCUACAAUGAUGUCCCGUUCGUGUACUCCAAGGACUGGUUGCUGCCGUCGUCUGGCUGGUUUCGCUUUGAAUACUCAUCAACGAGACGCCCUCCUCCAGAUGCAACAACCAUGAACGAGGUUUCGGAGAUUACCCGUCUCUUGAGGAACAAGGACCUCAGCAGCCAGUCGCAGCUGCAGGCCCUGAGAGCAGCCUCAGUGCACCUGUUCAUCUCCAGUAACCAAUGUAGAGCCUUGGUCCAGUGCUUCCCAUCUGCACCAGAAUCGUCGUCGCAAGAUGCUGUGAACAGUGGGACAGACGAGUCGCCAGAUCGACAAGAAGCCUUUUGUAUUCUGCACACUCGCGUGGUGGACCGAGAGCGUCUGCUGGGUCCCGAAGUGGUAUAUUCACCGGUUGUUGUGCAGCAGAUCGGCAUGGGCCACCGUGGGACCUCUGUGUUGGUCAGAGGAGGCAUGUUCAAGACUGGCGAGCUGGAGAUGAAGAGUGCGGAGGC
This is a messenger RNA of Symbiodinium necroappetens, 3845 nucleotides long. Lineage: Eukaryota; Dinophyceae; Suessiales; Symbiodiniaceae. The record is from the annotation of a GenBank genome assembly.